AUGCUUGCCUUCAGAACAUUGAGAAGCGGCUUGGGCUUGAAAGGUGCCGCCAGAACGUUGUCUACGUCCUCCUCGGCUCUUACCCCAUACAAGCAGCCAGACUUCUCCAGCUACCUCAACGACAGAAGUGAGCUGAAGAACAAGAACUUUGCCUACUUCAUGGUUGGUUCUAUGGGUUUGUUGUCUGCCGCUGGUGCCAAGUCCACCGUCGAGGCUUUCCUUUCUUCGAUGUCUGCCUCUGCUGAUGUUUUGGCUAUGGCCAAGGUUGAGGUGAAGUUGGGUGCUAUCCCAGAGGGUAACAAUGUCAUUGUCAAGUGGCAAGGUAAGCCAGUGUUUAUCAGACACAGAACUGCUGACGAGAUCUCUGAGGCUGAGGCUAUUGACGUCAAGGCCUUGAGAGACCCAGAGACUGACGACCAGCGUGUGAAAAAGCCUGAGUGGUUGGUGAUGUUGGGUAUCUGUACCCACUUGGGAUGUGUCCCAAUUGGUGAGGCUGGUGACUUCGGUGGUUGGUUCUGUCCAUGCCACGGUUCUCACUACGAUAUCUCUGGUAGAAUCAGAAGAGGUCCUGCUCCUUUGAACUUGGAGAUUCCUCAGUACGAGUUCUCUGACGAGUCCACCUUGGUCAUUGGUUAA
Messenger RNA from Candidozyma haemuli, 636 nucleotides. It is a transcript of the gene RIP1, whose product is annotated as ubiquinol--cytochrome-c reductase catalytic subunit. Gene Ontology annotation, molecular function: 2 iron, 2 sulfur cluster binding; quinol-cytochrome-c reductase activity. The record is from RefSeq and is a predicted model, not a curated record. Bases 1 to 636 code for a protein of 211 amino acids. The transcript has a single exon. Gene Ontology annotation, biological process: mitochondrial electron transport, ubiquinol to cytochrome c. Gene Ontology annotation, cellular component: membrane. Lineage: Eukaryota; Fungi; Ascomycota; Pichiomycetes; Serinales; Metschnikowiaceae.